This is a messenger RNA of Drosophila navojoa, 1017 nucleotides long. Its product is annotated as actin cytoskeleton-regulatory complex protein PAN1-like. The record is from RefSeq and is a predicted model, not a curated record. NCBI's taxonomy places the organism in Eukaryota, Metazoa, Arthropoda, Insecta, Diptera, Drosophilidae.
AUGAACUCCAAAGCGGCCUUCUACUUGGGGCUAACUUUGUUUUUGUGUUCUGGCUUUGCGGCUCUAGCUCUGCCCAUUGAGGAGGACUACAAUGACGAUUACACAUCUGAUGAGGAAUAUGACGAUCUGAGUCAAGACGAGGUUCUUGCUGACCGUACUGAUGUUGAUUUGGCCCAAUUCGCUUAUCCGUAUUAUUGCAAUACUACCGUUCUGGAUCAUACCUACUUUUAUCCGUGCCGAACGAGACCGACUCCAAUAUGGCCUAUUCGUCCAGGACCACAUCCUCCACAUCGACCACAUCCUCCACAUCGACCACAUCCUCCACAUCGACCGCAUCCUGGCCCACCUCCAGCUUAUCCACAUCCAAUUUAUCCACCUCCAGCCUAUCCACGUCCAACUUAUCCACCUCCGGCUUAUCCACCUCCAGUGUAUCGACCUCCAGUGUACCCACCUCCAGCGUACCCACCUCCAGUGUACCCACCUCCAGUGUACCAACCUCCAGUGUAUCGACCUCCGGUUUACCGACCUCCAAGAAGAAGACCUGAUAUUGUGAGAAUUUUCCCCAUUGACAGCUCGAAUAUGAGCCUAAAGUUUACUGUGUGCCUGCUGCUGGCACUCGGCUGCAGCUUGGCUGUGGCCAAGGAGGAUUCCCAAUCGGCCGUCUAUAAGGUAGAGGCCGACGGCAUCGACGAUCAGGAGGUUUACGUGGCCGCUGACUAUUUUAGUGAUGCGAACAGCGCCGAGGAGGAUGAUGACGAGACGGAGACUGUUGGCACUAAGCGACAGGGAUCUUUUGAAUACGAUGGAGACGCCGGAAACUAUGCGGAAUACAGUGGUGUGAGCGUACGUGCGGAUACAGGGUCCAGCGGCUCUGCGGUUGCGGCUGCGGCUUCUCCAGGCCGUUAUCCAUAUUCAUAUCCUUAUUCAUAUCCAUACUUUGGAUUCCCUCCUCCACCAUAUCCUUAUCCACCGUAUCCAUACUACCCACCACCACCACCACCACCACCACCACCGCCA